UCUUUCUACGUGAUACACAGCACAGAGAUUCAUGGAAUACAAAAUAGUAAGUGAGGUCACUUAAACAUAAAUACAUAUAGAUAGACCAGAAAUGUCAGACGUAAUACCUAUGAUACUACUGGCGCUGCCAUCGUCUGAAUACACCUGCCACUUACAUGUUUGCUGUAUUCGGAAGUAACAGAAAACAGCUGUAUGUUAGCAGAACCCAUGAGGAAGAUAAAGUUAAUCACUGUGGGAGAUCACGCGGUGGGGAAAACGUGUUUACUUCUCUCGUAUACCACUCAAAGAUACCCACAGGGUUACAUACCAACAUUAUUCGACACUUACGUCACAGCUGUUGAGGUCGGCGAAACAUGGAUCGACGUAGAAUUAAAUGACACGCUUGGAAAUUGUGAUGAAGACUAUGAGCGUCUGAGGCCACUAUUAUACAUAAAUGGGGAUGUAUUUCUCGUUUGCUUUUCGGUAGAGAACCGCGAAACCCUGGAAAAUGUGACUAUAAAAUGGAUUCCUGGAAUAAGGCGAUAUCGUCCACAUGCACCUAUUGUACUCGUUGGUUGCCAAAUAGAUUUACGAUAUAAAAGUGUAUCUGAUCUGGUGUCGUAUGAUGAAGCGUCAAAGUUUGCCACAGAUUUGGGACUUUGUUAUGUAGAAACCAGUGCGCUAACCAAACAGGGCUUAAGUGAUGUUUUUGAUACAGCAGCCCGCGUAGUGGUGAGUUCAUUACCAACGAAGACAAAACGGUCUCACCGAGGGCUUUUCUGUUGUGUGAAGAGAGAAAGUCUAGAACCUCCUGUGAGACCCUCAGUCAUCAAGGCACCUUUGAUUGAAGUUGAACCAUCACGAUUUGCGCAAGACUGGAUGGCAAUGCACGAGAACCCGGUACAUGCUGACGUUACAUUCGUGAUACGUGGACAACACAAUCUGGACGCACACAAGACAGUUCUGUGUUCAUCCUCUACAUACUUCAGACGAGUCUUUGGAACAGUGAACGCAAAGAAGAUGAAAACUACAGUGGGUAACUCUGUCCAGACGGAAGGAAUCUUAGCAGUUUACGACCAAGACAGGAGUAAAGAGGAUAUAUUGAGUCAAGGUCGCUGUCACACUAUGGUGGAAAUCAGUUCUGAUAUCAAACACCAUACAUUUGCCAAAAUCCUACAAUUUCUGUACUCUGGUGUACCUGAACUAACCAACGACCAGAACAUGAUUGACCAGAAUGACCUCGCUGACAUCAUAAGAGUAUCCAAAAUAUUCGAACUACAUAGACUGACAGAGAUUUGUCAAAACUGUCUUGGCGAGCAGGGAAUAUUCAAUCCAAGCAUAAGCACCUUCUUAACUGAGGAGAGAGGACAAAUAAUGAAGGAACUCUAUUUCAACAAACCAGAGACAGCUGAUGUCACUUUCAAUGUGGAAGGAAUAAAGGUGUACGCUCAUAAAAGUGUCCUCACUGCAAGAUGUGAAAUUAUGGCAGCCAUGUUUAGAGGUCAUUUCGCGGAAGGACAAACGACUAUUUCUAUGGUAGAUAUCCCGGCUACCUCUGUGGAGUGUUUCCUUGCUCUGUUGGAAUACCUAUACACGGACCAGGCACCUAUUGAAGAUAUCGAGGUGAUGGAACUUAUUGUUUUGGCGGAUAAAUACGGACUAAAGCGUCUCACAAAUUUGUGUGAAAUGUAUAUUACCAAGGAAAUUGACAAGUGUGUGGCGAAUAAUGUCGGAACGGCAGAAAUUGAUGUGAUAGGAAUUCUACAAACAUCACAGAAUAUCAACGCAGAGCAGUUGUGCAGCUGGUGCCUUCAUUUCAUAUCCACAAACUACACGGCUUUCAAACAGCGGGCGGAAUUCCUCUCGUUAAAGGAAGAAAACAAAAACUACAUUGAGGAGAAUCAGUGGCCUCCAUUAUCAUAUCUGCGUGAGAAGGCAGAAUAUGACAAGCAGCUGAGAAGAAAUAACAGUCCAUUUAAAUGUGCAAUCAUAUAAAGUGUUUACAUUUAUAUAUAAACUGUGCCAAAUAAUGCUUUCAUGGACGUUUGCUCUUACUCUAGUGGUUCAGGGAUAAUUGUGUUUUUAUUUUUUAUGCUUACAGCAACUAUCAAGUCUGUAAGGGAAAUUAAGUUCAAGUUGUGACUUAUCUUUUCAUGGUAUUAAGGCAAUAUCUAAGAUUAUAGAUAAACUUUGUGCAAUUAAAUGUAUUUUACUAACUAAUAGAUUUAUUUGAAUCGCUAAUAAAAUAUGGUAGAAACUC
This is a messenger RNA of Ylistrum balloti, 2239 nucleotides long. Its product is annotated as rho-related protein racA-like. Gene Ontology annotation, biological process: proteasome-mediated ubiquitin-dependent protein catabolic process; regulation of proteolysis. The record is from RefSeq and is a predicted model, not a curated record. Lineage: Eukaryota; Metazoa; Mollusca; Bivalvia; Pectinida; Pectinidae. The transcript has 12 exons. The coding region runs from base 193 to 1974 and encodes 593 amino acids. Gene Ontology annotation, molecular function: GTP binding; ubiquitin protein ligase binding; GTPase activity. Gene Ontology annotation, cellular component: cytoplasm.